Messenger RNA from Acanthosepion pharaonis, 1164 nucleotides. The record is from the annotation of a GenBank genome assembly. NCBI's taxonomy places the organism in Eukaryota, Metazoa, Mollusca, Cephalopoda, Sepiida, Sepiidae.
AUGGCAACGUUUUCAAUCUAUCUAUCUAUCUAUCUAUCUAUCUAUCUAUCUAUCUAUCUAUCUAUCUAUCUAUGCAAUUUUGUCCAUAUCUAUCUAUCUAUCUAUCUAUCUAAUUUUUACCCACAUCUAUCUAUCUAUCUAUCUAUCUAUCUAUCUAUCUAUCUAUCUAUCUAUCUAUCUAUCUAUCUACUGCUCCUCCUCCUACUCCUACUCCUUUAUAUCGUCUUCUCUUUCCUUCUUUUUUGCUACUUGUCUAUUCCUCCUCCUCUUGCUUCUAAUACCUCUUUUAUAAAUUCCUCCUACUUCCUCACCUUGUUUAUUCCUCUCAUUUCUCUCCUCCUUGUUCUUAUCGUCAUCUUCUCCUUCCUUAUUUCUUCUUUAUUCCUUCAUGUCCUCCUCCUACUUCUCCUCUUCUUAUUGUCUUAUUCUACUUGUUUCUUUCUUGUUUUUUCGUCAAUACUUCUUCUCCUCCUACUGCGUCUAACACUUUUUAUAGAAAUUCUCUUCCUCCUCCUAUUUCCUACACCAAAUCUCCUCCUCCUAAUCCUCAUCUUUACUUCUUACUGCUGUUGUUGUUGUUCUUGUAUACUUCUCCUCCUCCUUCCGCCUCUAGUAACUUUUUUCAUUCUUCUCGAAUCCGCUUCCUCCUACUACUUCCUCCCUUCUUCUUAUGUAUCCCUUCUUUUCCCUCCUCCUCCUACUGCUUCGUUGUUUUUGUUUCUUCUUCCCCUAUGCCCACUUCAUCUUUUCUUUCUUUUUAGGGCCUCUCUGCCUUUAUCUUUUUUUUUAAAUUUCCUCCUCUUCCCCACGUAUUUUGGCUCCUCCUGCCCCGUAACUUUUGCUCCACUUUCCUCCCUCCCCACUGUUCCUUCUUUGUUUUCCUUUUCUUCUUGGCUUCGCCUCUUCCUUCUUGGUUCUCCCUCUUCCUUCUCCAUCCUUUCUUUCUCAAUGGGCCCUCCUCCUUUUUCUAAUUCAUCUCCUUUUACUUCUUCAUGGGAAAUUCCUCCAUCGCCCCACGUCUGUCAUCUCCUCCUCCUCUUUUUAUUAAUUUCUUUUUUUUUAACUCUUUUUUGGUCCACAUCCUUCAUCAUCUUACUUCAUAUUACCUUAUUCCGACGCUGUUAUCCAAAGACCCAAGAGACACUCAAGAUAGAGGCUUACUGA